Gambusia affinis (western mosquitofish) is the source of this 6137-nucleotide messenger RNA. It is a transcript of the gene capn15, whose product is annotated as calpain 15. The record is from RefSeq and is a predicted model, not a curated record. Lineage: Eukaryota; Metazoa; Chordata; Actinopteri; Cyprinodontiformes; Poeciliidae. Gene Ontology annotation, cellular component: cytoplasm. Bases 2375 to 5989 code for a protein of 1204 amino acids. Gene Ontology annotation, molecular function: calcium-dependent cysteine-type endopeptidase activity. The transcript is spliced from 12 exons. Gene Ontology annotation, biological process: proteolysis.
UCCAUCCAUUUAUUCAUCCAUCCAUCCAUCCCUUGUAAGUUGUAUGUAAUUAUUACAGCUCUCACUAGAAAACUGUUGAUUUUUGUUUAAAUUCCCUUUUUGUAGUAACAUCAUUUUUAAAGGGAAAUUGAUAAAAAAAAAAAAUAUCUUAAAUUCACAUAUCUAAAAUUAAGGUCUUAAAAUGUCUUAGUGAAAUUACUUGCCCUUAAAUGCGUUAUCUACAGGUCUUGAAUUUUGUUGUGGAAUAUGUAAUCUCGGAUAUUAAACAUUAAAGUAUCUUUAGUGUCAUGUGAAAGAGUCAAAGGUGCCAUUGGUUGCAUCUAAGCUAACUUCUGUUGUCAACCCAUACAAUUAAUUUAUUUAAUUUUUUUUGCAUGUUUCUAUUAUGCUGCAAGUCUUAAAUUUCAUUCAUAAUGGUCUUAAAAAGGUAUUAAAGUCUGAAAUUGGAAUGUUUAGAAGUGCAUUAAUGCUACUGUUUUAUACUGUCACAAAUAUGUAAAAAAAAAUAAAAAAAAUAAAAAAUAAAUAAAAAGUACACACUGCAGCUUCAAGGGUCAAACAAAACAUUUAUAAAUAAACCAUUAAAACAAUUUAACAGAGCUUGUUGCAGCGAUGAGUGAAACUGGAAUUGGUUCCCCUGAUCAGAUUCUGCCCACGGCCCGUUCAGGUCUGGACCGUCUCUGAGGUGCAGCCUGUUUUCCUGGGACGUGGGAGUCUUCGUUGCGGACAACUUGUGUCUGGAAGCCACCACUCCGGGAUCCCAUUCACAUCAGGUUCUAGCUCGGCGUUCAGCUUUUAUUUAAAUCUCUUGAACGCAGCUCCGCAGCUUUUCUCUGCUGGCAAAGGCCAGUGCGCAUGCGCUCUGCUGACACUCCAGUAAUCCGCUGGAGGAGAUUGCAUCCUAGUCCACUGCGCUCAGGCUGCUACCAGUGAGGGAGAAUUAAAAAUGAUGGAGGAAAUGUAGAAUUGGAGAAAGGCAGGCUAAGAUGUUCGGACGUUAUUAUGGGACGGAGCGGAGUUUCGCGAUGAGCAACCGGGACGGGAACGAGGAUGAAUCCGAAUCUAAGACAUAUUCGCAAGACGGCUUGCGAAUAUGAGAAACCCGCAGACAGGAAUGAAGCCGGCAGAAGAUAAGCGGUUUUCUCUGGGAUCUGUAUAUCUGUGGUACGUGGACGCAGGCGCAGAACGGAAAUCCAGCAACACUGCUGUUCAUUAUAAGGCUAAAGUGGACCGGCGCGCUGCUUUCCUGAUCACCUAAUUACUGGUCGAUACAUUGACUUCUGCCCCAUCAUCCCUCCAUCCAAAUGCACACUGUGAAGUUUGUCCUCCGUGACAGUUUCGCCGUAAAGACGCGCGCCUCGUAGAGACUCGCAAUGACGGGCAGACGGGUCCAGAUCAACCCGAGCCAGCCUGCAGGAACUGGACCGGCCGGGCUCCUGGCUGCGGGAUCAGACAGAAAUUAAGCUGCGGCUCUCAGACAGGAACACCAGGAUCAAAUCCCCGCUGUUGAGCUGGCAGAGGACCGCAGCGUGACACCCAGCACCGCUCCAGCCCAACCUCUCGGGCAAUUUGUUGGAUAACUCUUGAGGUGUAAAGAACUUUAUGACUCCCUGAUUUAUUUUAACCCAAGAAGAAAUCCCCACUUUAAAUAUUUGUGAUAUUACAUGUUCUCCUUCAGAGAAAUGCAGCUGAUAUGUUGCUUUUAAAUCUCCACAACAGCUGUUCCUCUGCCGGGAUGACUGAAAGGGGAGACUGGGAUAUUUGCAUACUUGUUGUUUUGCCAAAACCCCUCCCUUGAAAUCCAGUGCAUUAAUUUCCCCCAGAUUCCUUGUUGUAAAUAAUUCUUCAGGCUACUUCCACUUCUAACUUUCAAUCGUUUGAGAUGUAUGUCGUGUUAAAACUAAACAAACAGAUUUAUGCACCUACAUAUUUCAGGUGUUUAACGCUGAUCUUCUGAGCAUGUCUAAUAGAGAAGACAGGAAGCGCUUCCAAGGACUUACCAUAUGCUAUGUACAAGAUUUGCUGCAGAAUGUCGCAAGCCUAAAAGAUGCAAGGACAGAAUUGCAAGGCUUUGCAUCAGAAAAACUACAUUUCAACCUCUGGGAUCAGUAAAAAUGCUCCCACUACUCAGAACUUUUCGCAUAAACUCUGGGAAAUGCAGCCAGCUUUGGAUCGUCUACCUGCAGAUCAUCAACAUUUGUGAGGAGCCCGUUUGUACCUGAGCCGAGGAGGAUAUCUGUGCUGUCUUUGAGGACCUCGGUGUGCUCCACCUGCUUCAGAUCUGGAUCCCUCGUCAACUUCUGUGUUGCAGGGAAAACAGAAGCGAACAGGUAUCAGGAAGAAAGCGGGGUCUAUUUUACCUACAACUGUGGAGAUGGGGAGCUCGGCCUCGUCUCUCGCUGCAGAGACCGAGUCGGACCAUGGCUUCGGCAGUACCUCCUACCCGUCGUCUCCCCCUGUGGGUUGGCUCAGAAACAGCCACAGCAGUCCGGUGUGGGGAACCACCUUCAUCACACGGCAGCACCAACAGCCUGUGCCGCACCGAGAGCGCAGCCAUUCCCACUCUCCUGGCUCCAUGGCUGCAGCAGUGCGAAGCAGCGAGUGGUCAUGUGGACGCUGCACCUUCCUGAAUGCAGGCGCGGCGCCCCGCUGCUCCAUCUGCGAGGCGCCGCGGCAGAAACCGGAUCUGAACCAGAUCCUGCGGCUGAGCAGCACUGAGGAGCAACGCUGGGCCUGCCCACGCUGUACGCUCAACAACCCACAGGGAUCCGGAUCCUGCUCGGUCUGUGGUUUCGGCCCGUCGUCCGCCACCAACACCCCGCCUACCACAACCAUAGCCAUCACUGCCAAUGGCCUCCCAUCUGCUCCAACUGAGCCCCCGACACCCGCAGUCACCCCCACGGUACUACUUGAGCCCAAUGGACAGCACCCGGUCAAAGAGGACGCGUUGCGCCGCUCGGAGAGCAACGGAGAAGUGAGUGGCCAUGAAGGGCAGAACCCCGGUUGGGCUUGUGCCCGGUGUACGCUCCACAACACCCCAGUGGCUCUAUCAUGCUCUGCCUGUGGCGGACCCAGAAAACUCUCUCUGCCUAAAAUCCCCCCAGAGGCGCUGGUAGUACCUGAAGUACGUACACCUGUCGUCGGGUUCCCCGUUCACCCAGCACCGUCAGCACCCUUAGUCAUCGACCUCACAGACGAGUCCAACACCCCCACUCUGUCUGAUCCUCAAGAAUCUCCCCAGGUUUCGUCACAGGGUCUCUCUUCGCCUUAUCCAACAUUUCCCUCUCUCCAGAACAAUCCCGUGCCCCGCAGCCGAAGAGAGGUUCCCCCACCAGGCCGCCCGCAAAACCAAGGAACCAACAGUCCCAGCCCCACCUCCCCGUCCACGGCCGUCGUGCCCCCGCAGCCUGGCCCGCAGCGGCCAGCCAAGCCCAAACACGCACAACCCCAAGAACCUUCGUACCCCAGCAAGCGCCUCAGCAUCUUGGAAGAAGAAGACCCUCAGCACCACCCGCUGACUCCGGCUAACCCCACCUGGAAGUGCCCUAGCUGCUCUUUGCCCAAUGCUGUUAGCUCAGCCAAGUGUGAGGGCUGCCGAUCGUCAAGGGCCGGCGCUGACCUCAUCGACCUGGUAGGCUGUGAAACGGUGCGAUUUACCCCAGCUAGCCCAUCCAGUCCGGACUUUAGCACCUGGGUGUGCUCCAAGUGCACCCUGCGGAACCCCACCGGCACACCCAAGUGCUCAGCUUGUGGUUCUUCCAAACUGCACGGCUUUCAGGAGCAGCAGACCCCUCUGGCCCGCUGUUGUCCACACUGCGGCUCUGCUUCGUGCUCUUGUCCGCCCUCCUCCACCCCGUCGGGUCAUAAAGCUCGAAAACAGGCCCGGGUCUUCCCUUCCGCUGCUGGCGCUUCCUCCAGUUCGUCGGCCUCCACCUCGUCUGGCCUCCAGGAGAAAGCAGGACAGUGGAGCUGCCCUGCAUGCACGCUUCUCAACGAUGUCAAGGCCAAGAACUGUGCAGCGUGCCACACAGCGCAGCAGUACCUCACCCUGCGCAAGGUGGUGAAGCCCCUGAAGAGGAGGGAGAGCAUGCAUGUGGAGGCUCGUCGACGGAACGAUGAGGGAGAAGCCAAGGAGCUCUGGGAAAACAUCGUCAGUUUCUGCAGAGAGAACUCUGUGAACUUUGUGGAUGACAGUUUCCCCCCAGGACCUCGCUCCGUGGGCUUCCCCGAGGGCGACAGCGUCCAGCAGCGCAUCAAAAAGUGGCUGCGUCCCCACGAGAUCAACUGCAGCAACUUUAAAGACAGAGGUGUCAAAUGGUCCGUCUUCCGCACGCCGCGGCCCUCCGACAUCCUGCAAGGGCUCCUCGGAAACUGCUGGUUCCUGAGUGCGUUGGCAGUGCUGGCGGAGCGGCCAGAGCUGGUGGAGAGAGUCAUGAUCACCAGAACCAUCUGUCCGGAGGGCGCCUACCAGGUCCGGCUCUGCAAAGACGGGACAUGGACCACGGUGCUGGUGGACGACAUGCUGCCCUGCGACGACUACGGAUACCUCCUCUUUUCACAGGCUCAGAGGAAGCAGCUCUGGGUGGCUCUGAUCGAGAAGGCCCUGGCCAAACUCCACGGGUCCUACUUCGCCCUGCAGGCAGGGCGCGCCAUCGAGGGCCUGGCCACUCUGACCGGGGCGCCCUGCGACUCCCUCAUGCUCCAGGUCAGCUCCACUAAUCCCCGAGAGGAACCCAUCGACACCGACCUGAUCUGGGCCAAGAUGCUGAGCUCCAAGGAGGCUGGGUUUCUAAUGGGAGCUUCCUGUGGAGGCGGGAACAUGAAGGUGGACGACGCCGUUUAUGAGUCCUUGGGUCUGAGGCCCAGACACGCCUACUCCAUUCUGGAUGUUCGAGACGUUCAGGGUUACAGGUUGCUGCGGCUGCGUAACCCUUGGGGUCGCUUCUCCUGGAACGGCAGCUGGUCGGACGAGUGGCCGGACUGGCCUCAGCACCUCCGGCACGAGCUGAUGGCUCAUGGCAGCAGCGAGGGCGUCUUCUGGAUGGAGUACACAGACUUCAUAAAAUACUUUGACUCAGUCGACAUCUGUAAGAUCCACUCAGACUGGCAGGAAGUGCGUCUCCAGGGCUGCUUCCCCAGCAAAGCCAGCGGCCCGGUCACUGUCACCGCCCUCACCGUGUUGGAGCGCACCGCCCUGGAGUUCGCUCUCUUCCAGGAGGGAAGCAGGCGCUCGGACACGGCCGACAGCCACCUGCUGGACCUCUGCAUCAUGGUGUUCCGCGCUUCGUUCGGCAGCGGCAACAAGCUGACCCUGGGCCGUCUGUUGGCCCACAGCAAGCGGGCCGUCAAGAAGUUCGUGGGUUGUGACGUGAUGCUGGAGCCGGGGGAGUACGCGGUCGUCUGCUGCGCCUUCAACCACUGGCAGAUGAACGUGAGCGGGACGGGAGCUCCGCCCACGCCCAUCUCCAGUCCCACCAGUGGGGCGGCCCGCCGGCCCAGCCACGACUUUCCCGGCUACAUCCUGGCCAUCUACAGCUCCCGCCAGGUGAUGGUGGAGCAGGUGGAGGCCACACCCACCACACUAGCCGACGCCAUCAUUCUGCUCACAGAGAACAAAGGAGAACGACACGAGGGUCGUGAAGGCAUGACCUGCUACUACCUGACCCAUGGAUGGGCGGGGCUUAUCGUGGUUGUGGAGAACCGUCAUCCCAAGUACUACCUCCACGUUUCCUGUGACUGCACCGACAGCUUCAAUGUGGUUUCCACGCGCGGCAGCCUCAAGACCAUCGACAGCGUUCCACCUUUACACAGGCAGGUGCUGGUGGUACUCUCCCAGUUGGAGGGAAACGCAGGCUUCUCCAUCACCCAUCGCCUCGCCCACCGGAAGGCGGCGCAGGCCUCCCUGGGCGACUGGACUCCCACCAAGGCCACCCACAGCCCCCACCUCACCCCUGACAUUGAUGGGCUGCACAGGCCCAGGCCUCUAUGACCCCUGCCCUCUUCACUCCCCACCCAUAGACUUUAACCCAACGACCUGUCGGACCACUGAAAAAAAUCAAGCAAUGGUAGAAAAGAGCUGUGGGGAGCCAUGAGUUGCAGAGGAAGGCGAGUUUUCUGGUUUUGGAAGUGCGUAUGAA